AUGGUGAUACGAGCAGAGGCCCAAUCCCUCGACACCCUCACCAGACUCGCCGACAACCCGCCGCUCCAAAUCCGCCGAUAUCCUCCUCAACCUCCUCCUCAUGACCCCCACGCUGCAGCUUCCCAUCAGCUUAAACUCUACAUCGUUCGAGUCCCAAACAGCCAAGAUAUCAUCCUCACCCCUCUAAAACCCCAGUGCAGCACCGUCACCGCCCAAGAUAUCGUCUCCUGUCUAUAUUAUCUACGCAUCCAACCUGUAGAAUCUCUUCAAAAACCUCGUUCGCAGUCCUUACAACCCGAUAGUUAUUCCUCACGUGGAACGGCAUCAUUCGAUGAUGCUAGACCUUCAUACCCACGCGCUUCCUUCAGCGGUGAAAGUUCGCGGAGUGACCAGUUGGUCCCCGGCGGUUACAACAAUGGCGUACAAAUGAAUCCUUCGUCAUCGAGUAUCCAUUCCAUGGGUAGCGGACCGAUGCCGACAAGUACAGAUUUUGAAAUCACAUUCAUCCGAAGAGAUCGUUUGACGGGUACUCAAACUACUAUCGGCCGUAUCUACUCAAACCAUAAUUCUCCAUUGGUCGAUAUACCCCAUAUGCCGAAUUCUUAUGCCGCCCAGAUGAUGCACCAGGAAUCUUUGGUGUCCAAGAAGGGUAGAAGGGAUCGGAAACGGUUAAAUCUGGAGGUUUAUACGGAUGGGUAUAGGAAAUUCGUGUGCCAGAAGCCUAUACGGACGCCGGCGACGCUGAAUGUUCCUGACACUACCCGUCCGUCUACCGCUACUAGCGAUGGUGGCGAAAGCGUCAGUAGCCGUGGUGGGUAUCUCUGGCCGGCACCGGUUCCACCUCCACCGCCUGGAUUCGAAGACGUUGGACCUCCACCUCCACCAAAAGACCUGUUUGGGCCGCCAAUGAUGAGUCCAGCUAUGUCCCGUGUAUCCUACCAAUCGAGGUUUACAGAGGUCUAUUCGCCAGAUAGUCCUAACCCAUCAAUAAGGCGACCGCGUCCACAACAUCAACAACCGGAAACACCAGCAGCACAGAGUCCAGAUAUAGACGACGAUUCCGACGAUAUCUUCAAACGUACGUUAUUCCUCCAAGGCGAAGGAUUCUGGAAAUCCACCGGAAAACGUCUUUCCGCCUUCCACCGUCGAAAGCGUUCCGACUCCCCAGGUUCCCAUAACCGAUACCAACAACAACAACCUCAACAAUCUCAAUACACUGUCGACGAAGAAACCCGUGUGGCAAUGGAGCAAAUGGGUCUCUACUCAACUUCUCCGAAUUACUGCCCACCAGGAAGUGGUUCCCCCGAUGAAAAACUAGACAAAGAAACAAAGGGGAAAGGAUACGUCUUCGAACCUCCACAAAAGGGUACAGGGACCUGUGAAUUCGAAACGAACGGUGUCGGUCGAAAAAUCAGAUUAAAACUCCACCCACCCAGCACUAUCGCCGGUAGUCCAUUCGGUAACACCACGGUCGUAAAGGCCGACCCGAUUCUCCUUUCAACCUUAUCUUUACGUCCACCAGAUGCGGAUAGAAGUCCAUCUCCUUCCGGAACUUCUUCAAGACCAGGUCAUUCGAGAGGUCUAUCGAAAUUCAAGUUUGGAGAGAAGUUUAAGAAGUUGCAGAGGGAGAAUAGUUGGACCGAACAGACGGAACAUGAUGCUGGGGGUGGGUUGAGGAGUAAAUUGGGGAGUUUGUUGGUUGAAGGGGAGGGGAUGGAUGUGCUUGACUUGGUGGUGGUUAGUAGUAUGGGUGUGUUUUAUAAGAGGUAUUGUGAGUGGUCGGAGGAUUUGAAGGAGAGUGGUGGGGUUUAG
Orbilia oligospora ATCC 24927 is the source of this 1812-nucleotide messenger RNA. RefSeq lists its product as uncharacterized. Lineage: Eukaryota; Fungi; Ascomycota; Orbiliomycetes; Orbiliales; Orbiliaceae. Bases 1 to 1812 code for a protein of 603 amino acids. The record is from RefSeq and is a predicted model, not a curated record. The transcript has 2 exons.